Molecule: messenger RNA, 1533 nt
Organism: Stereum hirsutum FP-91666 SS1
Lineage: Eukaryota; Fungi; Basidiomycota; Agaricomycetes; Russulales; Stereaceae
Product: HAD-like protein
Exons: 5
Coding region: 1-1533 (510 amino acids)
Source: RefSeq, a predicted model, not a curated record
AUGAUUUAUACUAAUUCGAACAAACCUACUACCCUCGUCUUUGAUCUCGGAGAUGUUCUCUUCUCCUGGUCUUCUCAAACCAAGACCUCUAUUCCACCAAAUACUCUGCAGUCAAUUCUCGCCUCGGGUACAUGGUGCGAAUACGAAUGUGGACUAAUCAGCACACAGGAAUGUCAUACGCGUGCAGGCAUUGAAUUCUCCCUCGAUCCCGCUGAGAUCGCCUCCGCCUUCAGACAAGCUCGGGAAUCACUCCAACCCGACGAGCAGCUUGUUUCACUCAUCAAGGACCUUCGGGCAGCAUCCGGUGGCACUCUCCAAGUGUACGCGAUGUCGAACAUCUCGGGCCCGGACUACGACUUCCUUCGCACCACCAAGCACGUCGACUGGUCGGUUUUCGACCGCGUCUUCACAUCUGCCGCCGCACGACAACGCAAGCCAGACCUCGGCUUUUACAGACACGUCAUCUCCGAAGGCGCAUUCGACCUAAGUCGUGCGGUCUUCAUCGACGAUAAGAUCGAGAACGUGCUCUCUGCACGAUCUCUCGGAUUCCACGGUAUCGUCUUCGACAACGCCGCGAACGUUACUAGGCAGUUACUCAACCUCUGUGGGGACCCCGUCGCGCGCGGUGUUGGUUACCUUCACAGUAAUGCAGGAUUGCUGGAGUCGACCACGGAUAGCGGAGUGGUCAUCGAGGAUAACUUCGCGCAACUGUUGAUUUUGGAAGCUACUCGUGAUCCGCACUUGGUUGACCUGGACUUCCCCGCUAGAUCACUUGUGAGUGCGCUUUCGAGACCAGCUCGGACGUGGAAUUUCUUCCGUACUGGCAAAGGUGUCCUUACGAAGGCGAACUUCCCAAAUGACCUGGAUACGACUUCUCUGGGAUUGACUAUUCUUCCACCUUCGACCGACGUUAUCCACUCAGUCUUGGACGAAAUGCUCGAGUACGUGAACAACGAUGGUAUUGUUCAGACCUAUUUCGACACAACGCGCCCUCGCUUCGACGCCUGUGUCUGCGUGAACGUUCUGACCCUCUUCUACACUCACGGUCGAGGUCACGAACUCCGCUGCACGCUCGAUUGGGUUCACGGUGUCCUCAUCCAGCGCGCCUACAUGGACGGCACACGUUAUUACACCACCCCCGAAUGCUUCCUCUUCUUCAUGGGCCGACUCCUAACCUCAUGCAAAGAUCCGGAGCUGCACAAGAUGCUCAUGCCGGCAUUCAAGGAAAGGGUUCAGGAGCGCAUCGGUGCUGAAGGAGAUGCGUUGGCGUUGGGCAUGCGGAUCCUUGCGUGUGCUGCGGCAGCCGUGAAGAACACGAUCGACAGGGGGACAUUGUUGUCUAUGCAGUGUGUCGACGGAGGUUGGGAGACGGGAUGGGUUUAUAAGCUCGUCGUUUCGAAGGUUAGGAUUGGGAGUCGGGGCCUGACCACUGCGAUCGCGCUCGCUGCGCUUUCAGCGCCUGUGUUUGGGCAGCAACCGAAGUUCAAUGGAUUGCAUCAUUCAGAGCAGGCGCAGAUUUCCCAGCUUGUUUAG